This is a messenger RNA of Guillardia theta CCMP2712, 739 nucleotides long. RefSeq lists its product as hypothetical. The record is from RefSeq and is a predicted model, not a curated record. Bases 21 to 536 code for a protein of 171 amino acids. The transcript has 2 exons. NCBI's taxonomy places the organism in Eukaryota, Cryptophyceae, Pyrenomonadales, Geminigeraceae.
CUCCGUCAAGCCAAGAGGACAUGCAGCUCGUCAGCGAGCUGUCAGCAGUCAUCGAAGAUGCAGCUUCUUUGAACGAGGCGGGGACGAGCGAGCCGAUCAAGCUGGUCCUGGACAAGGCCGUUGGCAACCUCCACGAACGGCGUUCUACUCUCCGGGGAGCCUGGAGUUCAUGUCGCUGGGAGAGUGGGCGAAGAUGCCAGAGGAGCAGGGAGUUGGGCGCAACGUUCUCAAGGAGAAGCUGGGGAAGUGGCUGCAGAGCAAGCGCUGGACUCGCGUGCAAGGAGAGAGCAGCAACGGCAGCUGCUGAGCUUGAGCAGGAGGCGGAGAGCGACGACAUAGAGCGUCGAUCUCUUAGCUUCCUGUUCAUAGCACUGAGUAAAUUCGCAGAGAUGCAUGUGCUGGCCUGCUCGCUGAAGGUGGACAAGAAGGACCGACUGCGGGUGGAGAUGAGGGAAGAUGACGAAGAAGAGGAAGACAUGGAGGAAGAGCAAGGCGAGGGCGAGGAAGAAGACGGGGCGAGCCCGUACCGAGCUUGAGCUGAGCUCAAGGUAAGUAGAGAAGGUGGAGGCGACCGAAGGCCAAGGUGAGGAGAGGCAACUCUCCUGACUGAAGCUGAGGAAGCUGAAUGGAGGAGGAGUAGGUGGCGACCGAAGGCCAAGGUGAGGAGAGGCAACUCUCCUGACUGAGGCUGAGGAAGCUGAAUGGAGGUAGAGUUAGGUGGUGACCGAAGGCCAAGGUG